UUUAUCUCCCACCUGUUUCUUGCUACCUUCUAACUUGCGCCUUCUUCUUCCUCCUGUUUUCUUCUUGCCCCACGUUUCAUUUGUGCGAUUCUCAAGACUCUGUCUCCAGUCUCCACUUAUAUUAUUUAUUAAAGAAUUCCAGGCUUUCUAAUCUUAACCAUUCUUCACUGUAAUUAGCUUUCUAAUUUCUCUAAUUCUCAUUAACUUAAAAGAUCAUAUAUUUGAUCGUUAACUCCUCUAAUUGUAUUUAGAAGUUUGAAAUUUUUGAUUUUUUUUUUCAAUUGAAAUUUUGGAGUUUUAGGUUAUUUGCGGGAAAAUGGAUGCAACUACAUGUGCUUCAAGUUUGAAUUGUUAUUAUAAGCAAAAUGGGUUUCAUGAGAUGGGGAGGAAGAAAUCAUCUAAUGGGUUUUUGAGAUUAUCAUCUAACAGAAAUGGAGAGAUUGUAAGUUUAAAGAUGAUUAAAUCUAGGGAUUUGAGAUGUAAUAAGAAUUUGGGGCAGAGGAAAUUGGAUGGAUUUGAGCUUUCUUGUUCUUAUAAGAAUUAUCAAGCUCCAGCAUUGGAGUCGGAGAAAAGUCGCGUUUUAGUUGACGAGCCUUCCAUUUUGAAGAAAAAAUCUGAAGAUGUUGUGCCAUACAUGAAUGGACGUUGCAUAUAUCUUGUUGGAAUGAUGGGUUCUGGAAAAACAACCGUGGGCAAGAUUUUGUCGGAAGUAUUAGGUUAUUCUUUCUUUGACAGUGACAAACUGAUUGAGCAGGCUGCUGGCGGAACUUCUGUUGCUCAGAUCUUCAAACAGUAUAGUGAGAGUUUCUUCAGAGAUAAUGAGAGUGAGGUACUGAAGGAGUUAUCUUUAAUGCGUCGACUGGUUGUUGCCACUGGAGGUGGUGCGGUAAUUCGACCAAUCAACUGGAAAUAUAUGAAACAGGGUAUCACUGUCUGGUUAGAUGUGCCUUUGGAAGCUUUGGCUAGACGCAUUGCUGCUGUAGGGACAGAUUCUAGGCCUCUUUUGCAUCAGGAAUCUGGCGAUCCUUACACAAAGGCUUUACAGCGACUUUCAACACUUUCCAAAGAGAGAGGUGAAGCAUAUGCCAACGCUGAUGCUAGAGUUUCCCUUGAACAUAUUGCAGACAAAUUGGGUUAUGAUGAUGUUGGCAAUCUUACACCUCUUUCUAUCGCUGUUGAGGUACUUGAACAAAUUGAAAAAUUCCUCCAGGGUGAAGAAGAAACCGCUAGAAAUUUGUAGUCCGCUAAUUAGCUCCCUGCAGAAAAAUUUUCCUCCAUAGAUGUUGUAAUUCUUAUGUUUUAUUUAUUCUUAUCAUUCGAUAUAAUCAUCGUUUGGUCCAUUUUUUUCUUUCAUUCAGUCAAGCAUGAUGUUCAGAUUGAUACCAAAAUCAAGCAGUUGUAUAAACUCUUGAAUUUUUCAUGAGCAGCAUUAGUGCAAAAUGUAACAUUGUACAAUAUAUACUACAUCAUCAUGUAAUGCUCCAAAAUAAAUGCAUCUAUUUAUGCUCUUGAU
Papaver somniferum (opium poppy) is the source of this 1513-nucleotide messenger RNA. Its product is annotated as shikimate kinase 3, chloroplastic-like. NCBI's taxonomy places the organism in Eukaryota, Viridiplantae, Streptophyta, Magnoliopsida, Ranunculales, Papaveraceae. Bases 317 to 1240 code for a protein of 307 amino acids. The record is from RefSeq and is a predicted model, not a curated record. Gene Ontology annotation, molecular function: shikimate kinase activity. Gene Ontology annotation, cellular component: chloroplast. The transcript has 10 exons.